Molecule: messenger RNA, 5553 nt
Organism: Plenodomus lingam JN3
Lineage: Eukaryota; Fungi; Ascomycota; Dothideomycetes; Pleosporales; Leptosphaeriaceae
Source: RefSeq, a predicted model, not a curated record
AUGGGUCGUGGCAAAGGUGGGAGCAAAAUGCGACAGCCCCCGCGCAAUAAGACCCCAGCCAGGCUCCCUUUCAUUCCAACCCGCUUCAACGGGCAAGGUCACUGCCAAGCUUCCGGGAGCCAGUCCCUCUGGCGCAGUAGACCAUGUUCGCUACCGCGACAUCUAGCAUUCUCAAGUCGCGUUGUACGCAAGGUCAUCAUUGCCGUCACGCCUCACGCGAAACUGAUCGAGCUGGUCAAUCUACUCCGAAUCAGUGCACCAUGGCCUUCUGCAAGGCACAUUCUAGACAUGGCUGCAAUCUUGAUGGCUGGCACCACGACCGAACACCCGGCCAGUGCCUUGGCCGUUGUCCUCUCCUUUACAGGCCCAGUCGAAGCCUUAGUGGUCCGCAAGUCGAACAAACCUGCUCAGGAGGUAUACCGUGCUGCUCAUCGUGGUCCUGCACCAGAGGGCCAUCUGUACAAGCGCCAAAACGCUACCGAUGUCGUUCUAGAUUGCUCCAACGACCGGUGGCAGGAGCUCUUGGACAGCAACACCGGCGACCGUAUCACCACCUUCUGCAAUGAAUGGCUCGAUAUUCCUCCAGCCACUUCUGUCCUCGAGGUCACCCCUACCAUUACCAUCACCACCAGUGCCCACUCUACCACUUCUUUCACAUCUACCACACGUAUCAUCACUACAGAGACUGUGACCGAGACAGCCACUUCCACAUUAGCUCCAGUCGCACGCCGAGCAGCUAACAUUGCCGCCAUCGUCGAGGAUGUGAUCGAAUCCGUCAUUGAGAGUGGCUCAGCCGUCGCAACUAGCUCAAAGAGUCCCCAACGUAUCCAAGCUGAAUCAGGACUUUCAAAUGCAUGUUCCUGCAAGAUGGUCGACCCGACUGCGACGGUGACGAGCUCAUUUACAGUACCUCCUGUUUACACAACCGUUGGUGUCCGCAAAGUCUAUGUGGUGAAGAGAACUGAUACCAAAAUCUUCACGUCAACAACAACUGUCAUUAUAUCUGCAAGUGUCUCACCGACAAGUACCUCUGACACAGAUGUCUCCGUCAGUCAGACGUCCGACGCUAGCAUAACGGCCGCACCACCAGCCACUCGUCUGACCGGGACAGACUUGCCUGCAAGUAGCCCUGUGAGCUCUGGCAACCCUGUAGUGACUGCCAUUCCCUUUACUUGUCCUGAUGACGCUGGUAAGCGCGUGGAUCAAGUUGUAGGAGGCUACCGACUCGACUACCUUGUGUUGUGUAACACUGAAGCUGUUACCCAAGAUCGCAUCGGGUUCCCCAUUGCGGUCGACAGCGGGACGGCGUGUACAGCUCAGUGUUCGUUGGUCAAUGCUCAAAGCGGUCAGGAUACCUGCCAGGCUGCAUCUUUUGAGCCAUACACUGACGGCCGAUCCGGAGGACUUUGCAUCCUAAGUGGAUCUGAUCCGUCUUAUGUUGACAAAGAGGGCUCUGUUGCUGUCGUGCAUACCGGAACUUUCGCCAAUGGCGACGAAUGCCAAGCGCUGAAUUCUUCAGUAACCAACACCUCAGUGGAUACAUCGGCUCUCAUAAGCUCAAUCACCGCUGCGCCCUUUUCACUGUCGACCCCUGGGCUUGUUACUGAAACUGCCAAUGGUGGCGUCUUCCAGACGUAUGUGUCUGCCAAUUCUACAGAUGCUCAGGGUUACGUACAUUGGAGUUGGUAUGCCGUGUCUGCCUCAUCCAGCUACUGGUGGGCUGUCUACUCUACAUCGUGGGAAUGCACCAAAACCCUCACCCGUACCAUUGUAACACUUCCCUCUGAACCCAUGACCAUUACCUCGGUACUGGUGACUACUAUUAUCAAUGGCGGCGUGACUACAAUCAUUUCUGGUACUUCGACUGAGAUCAUCACGAAUGGCGGUGGCGGUGUUGCUCCCCCUACUUUUGUGCCUGCGUCCACAACAAACGCCAACGGCGAGUUCACCACAUUCUUCUCGUUGGCGACAAUGACUUCCACGGAUGGCAAUGGUCUCAUCCCUCCCACCGGUGUCCCCUCAAGUAUUCAGAUUGCUGGCAAUGCCACGGUGUCUGGGAGCACAGCAACCUUCUUUUCUACUGCCGACUCUGGUGUGAUUCCGCCUUCCCGGUCUUCUCCUGGCGAAGAAAUUACCAUUGUUUCCACUGGUGGUACUGUUAUUUCUACCUCGGGCUCUACGUUUACGAGCAAUUUUAAUGGUAGUGAGGGCGUAAUCCCCCCUGUUUCUACCAUUCGUGGCUCUGCUGCCUUCUCUCUAUCAGGUAGUACGUUUGCUGCAGAAUCGACAGGGGAUUCCGGUAUUAUCACGCCUUCUAUUAACACUCCAGCCAGCUCCUUGGCUUCCCAGACAAUUCAAGAGUUUUCCAACUCCACUAUCCGUUCGACGGGAUCAUUGGCCUUCACAAUUUCCGGCUCGACUGCCAUUGCGUCCAGCACUGGAGAUUCUGGUGUCAUUCCUCCGGCCCCCUCGGCGAACGUUUCAAUUAUCGUAACAAGAACUGUCAUCUCAGGCGUUGCAUCCUUUGUAACUAGCCGGAGCACGCUCGUCUCGGAUAACACUGAAGAUUCUGGCAUUGUCCCACCCAGCCGAACUCUUGGCACCGUUACUGUGACAGAAACUGUAACUUCUGGAGUUGCUACGUUUGCUACAAGCGAUAAUGCAAUUGCUUUCAGCUCUACCGGUAGUUCUGGUGUCAUUCCACCUGCUCCAUCUGGCAAUAGCUCCGUUACCCUUUCCGUCACAGUGAAUUCUGGCGUUGCAUCCUUUGCUACCAGCAGAAGUACAUUCACAUCGACCGGCACAGGAGACUCUGGUAUUAUUCCACCAAAUUCUAGGUCUGUCGUGGUCUCAACUUCGACUGCAGGUGGUUCGGGCAAUGCUACUUUCUCCGGAGGUACUGCGAUUGUAUCCUCGACUGGUGAUGACGGCGUCAUUCCUCCUCCACUGACUAGCAUUCCUAGCGGUUCAAGCGGAAGUGUGAGGUCAUCACGGCCCGUUUCCACACCAUCCAGCGAUGAUGGCGGCCCUCCUCUGACUAGGGAUGUUACCAUAACUGUAACGACGACAGUUGGUCCUUCGACCCAGGUUCCCUCUAUACAGACGCCGAGCUCCCUUCAGACACCCAGUGUUAACAUCACAUCAGCUGGCGGGUCAAAUGGUGUAACUAUCCAAUUUAGCACAGCCGCAGGUUCCUCCACGGGUGACAACGGCGUUGUUCCUCCUGCUAUCACUUCAGUCCCCGUCUCGAACUCGACUUCAACCGGGCCGGUGUUCACCAAUUCGGGAGGCGAUCGCACUGGCCGCUAUAGUGAGUCGACUAGUGUACGGGGAACUGGCGGAAGCAGCGGUGUCAUCACGCCGUCCUCGAACUCCACGAUGUCUGCUCCUCCAAGCAUGACACCUACGGCAAGUACAAACUCGACAUCCACAGGACCGCCUUUUAGCAACACCGAUGACCUCCGCUCUGGAAGUUACAGUCUCUCUAGUAGCUCGAUUGUUAUAAACUCUUUUGGUAGCUCUGGCGUCAUUACGCCGUCGUCCAACGCGUCGAUCACGAGUGUACCAACAGUUACACCAACCUCGGGCUUGAACAGCACAUCUACAGGACCACCUUUCAGCAACACUGACGACCUUCGCUCUGGAAGUUACAGUCUCUCUAGUAGCUCGAUUGUUAUAAACUCUUUUGGUAGCUCUGGCGUCAUUACACCAUCGUCCAACGCGUCAAUCACAAGUGUUCCGACAGUUACACCAACCUCAGGCUCAAACACGACUUCCUCAGGGCCACCAUUUAGCAAUACCGAUGACCUCCGCUCUGGUUCCUACAGUCUUUCUAGUAGCUUGGUCUCUAUAAACUCUUUUGGUAGUUCUGGCGUUAUCACACCUUCAACCAACGCAUCAAUAACCAGCCAGCCAACGGUCACACCAACCUCAGGCUUAAACAGCACAUCAACUGGGCCACCAUUUAGCAACACAGAUGACCUCCGCUCUGGUUCCUACAGUAUUUCCAGCAGCUUAGUCUCCAUAAACUCCUUCGGCAGCUCUGGUGUUAUCACACCUUCGUCUAACGUGUCGAUCACAAGUGUACCGACGGUCACACCAACCCCAGGCUUGAACACGACUUCCACAGGGCCACCGUUCAGCAACACAGAUAACCUCCGAUCUGGCACCUACAGUUUGUCGUCGUCGAUUGGCUUCAACUCCACGCAAAGUGGGACAGGUAGCAUUGGAAGUGUAACCACUCCCCCAUCUCAGCAAACAACCUUGGUGGUUCUCACAGCAACAGUGGUGAUCCCGCACAACUCUGCGAACAUUAGCUCUUCGAACACUCCACCGAGCUUGUUGACACCGUCAUCACGUAUCUCUUCGAGUGUACCGACUCCUUCCACAAACUCUACUAUUAGUCUUCCUACUGCAGCUUCAUCUUCUCUGCCGCCUACAUUCGUCAAUUCGACAAGGUCAACGUUCCCUAGCUCUAGCUCUGGAAUCUUCACAGAAGUGACGCGUAUCUCAAAUACCACUACCGCCCCUACUGGAGGCGUUACCAGUGUGCCUGCAAUUGGGAACUCGACUACCAUACGCGUUCUGACUGUGACUACAUCGAGCAACUUUACGAAUAUCCCAUCGCUGACACCAAGUGCGUCACUGAACAUCACUACAACGACAUUCUUUGGAAGUUCAUCGAUCCCGUCUGCGACGCCCACAAUCUCUUUGAACAUCACAACUUCGGUCAGCAUCUGCCCCACUGCUCCCCUCGUGGUCACUGUCACCGCCAUCGAGACAAGUGUUCGAGUAGAAACUACAACUCUCGUUCAAACUGUUACUGCCGGAGCAAGCAGCACUGUCUCUGAAGCAGCUCCUGCCGCUUCUUCCUUUACACCACUUGACCUUGUUGCACGCUUCCGCGAAGAAGACGACCCCGCAACCCAAGCUCAGAUCGACUCCGCCUGUGCCGAUUCAGACAACAUUGUACUCAACCCCAACUUUGCAAUAGGCGCUGACUCUAGCGUCCCCAACUGGUCCGUAGAUGGAACAGAUCGCACCAUCACCGUCGGCUCCGAGCCUGCACCCUCAGGCAACGGCACAAUCGCACAAUUCAAAUCCGCAGUCGUAGGCCGCACCCUCACCAUCACACAACCCCUCACACUCUGCCCAGGCCAACAGUACGAGAUCUCCGCUCUGGCGCGCCAGGCACACAAGGAAGCCGAAUGUACCGUGCAAUAUGUUGUCGGCAACGACACAGUUGCCACAGUCGAGCCUGCCGAGUCCUGGCUCGAGGAGAGCUUCUUCUUCACGGCGAGAGAGGGCGUCGCGGGCGCGAGCGCCACGCUCGAGAUUACGGCGAGUUGUCAGGGAUGGGAGGGCAUCCCGGUGGCUGAUCAGGAAGGCUGGAUGAGGGUCGAGGUAAGUGGGGUCAGGGUGGUACAGGAUGCCGGUGCGAGGAAGAUGAAGAGGAUGAUGCGUAUGAUGCGCAUGGGCCGCAGGGGCGCGGCUGAGAAGCAGAGGGCUGAGCAACAGGGCUAUGCGGUUUUGCUGUUUAGUGAGGAGGGGUAG